UGGAGUUGUAAACCGCAGUAGGACAAGAAAUGAGCAGCUAAGCUAACAGCAGCCUAGCAUGUCCCAUUGAACGAGGAAAUGGCGGCGACGAUGACUGCCGUUUAGCAGCCCCCUUUCUCGGUCGGGCAAUAUUGCUCGUGUCAAAGUUGCCAUUGAUAGGUCACGCACACGACGGAGAUACGACAUGAACGCUCUUGUCGGAUACAGCGGCUCGUCGGACUCGGACAGUGACGAAGACUCACCUGAGAAAGCCCAAAGCGGCCGUGGGGGAGCGGAUGUCGCCGAUUGGGCCCCGCCGGACAGGAAGACCCCGAACUUCAUGCUGGAAAGCGGUUCGACUACCAGCGAGUCUGAUGGAUCCGACCGCGGCGACCGGGAGCCUGGCUCCUCGGUCCGUGGAAGCGGAAGCCAGCCCGGCCCGCCUUCGGCCUCCUCCGCGACCAGUCCUCGCAAACUGCCCCCUCCGAGUCUGCACGGCCGCUCGGAAAGCAGCGUGUUCGCCAACCCGUUCAAAGCUCAGGCCGAGCAGAAGCUCAGCGCCUUGCAGCAACACGUGCCCCUCACGAUGCAGGCCAGGCCGUCUCACAUCGGCGGCAAGAGGAUGUGCCUCUCCUACAGGAAGAGUGGAAGAUGUCGAUUUGGGAUCAAGUGCAAGUUUGCGCACGACAGCGAUCUUCAGACCGCGGUUGCUCCCAAUGACUCUCGCGCAACUUCCAGCGACGAAGCGCAAGUUGGCCCCCGGGAGCCCCCGCGGGACGAGGCGGGAGGCCGGCGGGUGAAGAAGCGGCGGGUGGGCGUGAGCGACGCGCUGAUCCCUCCCAAGAAGGCCAUGAAGCAGUACACCAUGCUGAGGAGCAAAGGACACCACAACAUGUACUGAUGGAAAGAUUCCGCCAUUAAACAAAAAGACAAAAGUCUCACUCGUCUGGGCUACCAAUAAACAACGAGUGCGUUGUUAAGACAUUUAUUCACAUCCUCGAAAUGAAAAGUCGGCAUAUCUGCGCCCUUAACCGCAAAGCCUGCAGCACAUUUGCCCCUAAAAGCCCAAACUGUAAACAACUCAUUCCUUAUCUGUACAGGUUAUGACUUCUGCUAAAUGCCACGAACAAUGCAUGAUGGAUUCAUUAACUUAUUGAAUACAAGAACAUUACAUAUAAACACAUUGGCUUUCACCCUGACAGUAGACUUUGUUAUAGACAAAACAAGAUGUUUAACAAUUAACAGAAAAGUUCAUCUGAAACACAAACACGUUAAGUGGCAGCCCUAUUGUCAAUGGUCAUAUAUAGUGUGGACUUAUAAAUAAACAAAGACGGUUGCUAGAACUCUACAGUGUGUUCUGGGUGUAAUUCACUUUUCAAGUUUGUAUACAAGACCGGACAUUAAAUGUUCUGCAUACUUCGUAGUGCCUAUUAACAGUAAGAGCUUUACAACACUCAACCAGCAAACUCACAUAAAAAGCGUUUACAGGAAUACUAUGUACAAAGUUACACACGCACGUAUGCUUCCCUGAUAAGCUAUUCUGGAAAAGCUAACAUAUGACCGAGAGAUCCUACGUUAACCUUCGAACUUCGUAUGACACUUUUGGUGUAGGUGACAUCACGUCGGUCGGUCUCAAAUGACGAUACGCGUCUACGCGUCUCGCUCGGCGCUGUCGGAUAGGGCGCCCCCUCCGCUGAUUUGCUCCCAGGCCGCGCCGCCCGCCCCUUCUGUCGGAAUCGGACGGAAGGAGUUCGCCGGCGGGGAGGAGGGAGCCGGCGCGGGAUUGUCCGGGCUGAAGGUUUCGCUGUUGGACGCCUCCUGGGGCUGGGGCGGAGACAGGAGCGGGGGGCCGGAGUCGGUGGUCUGGGACUGGCUGACUGGCUGGAAGCUCAUUUGGAGGAUCUGCCCUUGGCUCUCCCGCUGGGAGGAGUAGGACUGAAGAGGCCGGAGCCGGGAUUGGCGCUGGGCCGACGGGGAAUGCGUGCUAAAUUGCGGCGGUUGUUGAAUAAACUGGACGGGCAUCUGGAGCUGGACUUGAGUCUGCGGCCGGUGGUCAGCGGGCGGCGGAGGGUCGACGGGGGAAAGGGCAAUCGUCACCGGCACCUGCACGGUGUGGAGCGCCUGCUCUUGUCCCAGCAGAACCACCCGCUGACCGACUUGCGGGGUCACGCGAGUCAUCCGGGAGACCUGAGCCGCUCGCGAACCGACACGUCCUUCCCGGCCCGCCGGCUGAGCUUGCCCCUCGCGGCAGUCUCCGCCCCCGACCUCCGCUAGCACCGGGUCGGCCGGCGGCUCCGGCGAGGUCGCGGGGGUCGUGAUGAGGGCGCCGGCGUUGGCUGCGAGCGCCUCUGCUAUGAGCACCUCCGGGUGACUCUUGGCUUUAUGGGCCACCACGCAGUCCUUCUUCUCAAACUUUUUGCCACAAAUGGAGCAGGAAAACUGAUAGCUGGCGUCGGCGUCGUGCUUCUUCAUGUGCCAGUUGAGGGAUGCCUUCUGGCGACAGGUGAAGCCACAGAUCUCGCACCUAUUAUAGCACAUUCACACAUUUCAGGAACCUGCCGGUGUUAUAGAAAAGUCCACGCAAACUGCGAAAAUGACGGCGGCACUAACUGGAGGGGCUUCUCUCCUGUGUGGAUCAUGCGGUGCACAGCCAGAUUGUGGGAGCUCUUGAAGGCACGAGCACAGAACUCACAGAUGUAGUCCCUCUGAUCUAAAAACCACCAAACAUGAAUGGUAAGACAAA
Molecule: messenger RNA, 2722 nt
Organism: Phycodurus eques (leafy seadragon)
Lineage: Eukaryota; Metazoa; Chordata; Actinopteri; Syngnathiformes; Syngnathidae
Exons: 2
Coding region: 185-880 (231 amino acids)
Molecular function (GO): metal ion binding
Source: RefSeq, a predicted model, not a curated record